Messenger RNA from Clonostachys byssicola, 948 nucleotides. NCBI's taxonomy places the organism in Eukaryota, Fungi, Ascomycota, Sordariomycetes, Hypocreales, Bionectriaceae. The record is from the annotation of a GenBank genome assembly.
AUGGGUGUCGUAGCAGUCGCCGGUGGAACCGGAAACAUAGGCCGCACUAUUGUCGAGGCUCUCAUCGCUUCUAAGAAGCACAAGACCUUGGUCUUCUCUCGAAAGCCCAAUCCAGAUUUGGAAAAGGAACUUGGAGUUCCAAUCAUCAGUGUCGACUAUGAUAAUAUCAAGGCGGUUACCGAGACCCUUGAGCAGAACAAUGUCGACACCGUCAUAUCUGCUAUCAAGAUGAUGCCUAAAGGAGGCGUUGAUCCCAAGGAAAUUCAGCUUAUACAGGCCGCAGAUCUCUCCAAGACAACUAAAAGAAUGAUCUCAAGCCACUAUGGACAUCCUCAUGCUGAAGCGCACGCUGAGCAGCUUCCCUCUGAUAUCUUCAAACAGAAAGCGCUAGAGGCGCUCAAAGCUGCGAAAGAUCUCGAGACCACUCGCAUUCUCAAUGGACAGUUCAUGGACUUCUGGGGAAUGCCCGGCGUCAAAUCACCGCUGGCCCCCUUCACUAUGGCCAUCGACAUCGCCAAUGACACUGCGGCCAUCCCCGGCGACGGAAACACGCCUGUCAUAAUGACCCAUACCUCUGAUGUGGGCAAAUAUGUAGCCGCCAGCCUUGACCUAGAGAAGUGGGAACCCAUUCAUUACAUUGCAAGCGAUAAGGUUACUUUCAACCAACUGCUUUCAUAUGCCGAAGAGGCCAAAGGCAAAAAAUUCUCGGUCACAUAUGACAGCCUGGAAAACUUGAAACAGGGGCAUUUGACGGAGCUUCCAGGCCAGACGGCAACCUACAGUCAGAUCCCCAAGGAGGUUUUGCAGAAAAUCUUGAUUUCGUUCAAUAUUUGGUACGCGACAGGAGUGUUCAACUAUGAAGUUGGAACGACUCUCAACGACAAGUUUCCGGAUAUCAAGCCCCUGACGGCCAAGGAGUUGAUUGACAGAGCUUGGAAGAAGGUCUAG